UCACCUGCCAGCAGUCGAAGUGAAUCUUCUACAGAGAUCGGACGGGACAGAUGUAGCUCCGGUAUUAAACUUGUAAUACACCCAACCUGUCAAACCCUGUACUCGGAGUAUGUAAAUGAUCUAUAGAAUGUAGGUUUCACAUUCAGUGAAAAGUGACUUUUAGCAGAUUAUUUCAAGUUACUAAGGAUGCCCUAGUAUAGAGGGGUACCUAGAGAAAUCAUGCGGACCAAACCCAGGUCCGAUCAGCCCUCCUCCGCACCAGUAGAUGAUGAUGUAAAAUACAGCCUCGAUGUUCUGGACCGGGUUAUCGGAGAAUUCGACGAUGGCCUCUUGUCCUCUGCUGAAUCGGAGGCAGCCAGUCGGAGGAGGUCCAGACCUGACCUCCGGAGUGUCUCGGACGUGGAGGAAAAGGAGGAAAAAAUUCGACCAGAAAUCCGCGGAAGUCGCAUCGAUUUCCGCGGAAGUCGACUUUCAAUCAAUGAACAAAUCGAUGAUAUUUUCAGUGAACUAACAGAAGAAAUUUACAAUGAUGAUAAACAGUUUAAAAGUGAGAAAAGACGCUUUUUUGAUCCUCUUCCCAGCCCCCCAAACACUAGAACACAUCCGCCACCGGUUGAUAGGAAAAAGAAACCUGGACAGGAGAAAGAAAGGAUGACCAGAAGUCAAACCAUGGAUAAUGAUAAUCCUAGGUCCGGAGCUUCACUUCAUGCUAAAAAAGCCUUCCUGCAGCAGCAUGAGGAGGUUGUCCUCUACAACUCCAAGGAUCGAAGCACGAGCAGAAGCGAACGUGUCAGAGCAGAGGUUCAUAACUCUAGCAGAGACUCUAUCAGUCCUCCGCCUAAACCGGAGAAACAUAGAAUCCAUUUAAAGAAUGGUUCGGAGGAGAGCAGACUUAACUCUCGGAGGAGAAAUGAGGGUGAAUUUAAUUCCCAAGGGAGGGAUUCAAGGGGCAGAGGGAAGUUCCUUGUGAAGGAUGAGGAUAAAAAUCUAAGCGGAAAAGAGGCUGCCAUGAUGCAGGAACUAAAGAUGAAGGUUCAGGAUAAGAAAGGGAAGUUAUCUAAGUUCCCCAGUAAGGCCGGAGAACAGGACGGAAAAAGGAGGAAAGCAAGAUCCAAUUCUUCCGUCCAGGGACCAGUUAUUUCUCCGGUAGCAAGUUUACAGAGCAACCCUUACGAGAUUAUGCACAACAGUGAGGAGGGUCGGAGAAAUCUCCGGCAGGGUCGACAGAGAAGUGAUGCUCAGAGACCAGAGAAAGCUCAGAGAACGGAGUCGAGGAGAGAAGAUAAACCUGAUUUCCGUCGAUCCAAAUCCAUGGGUCCAAUAGAAAUGGGACGAGGUUUUCCGGAGAGAAGAUCAAGAUCCCGAGGUCGGAGAUGGGACGAUAAUGAAUCUCGAACUCGGUCCCAAUCUCGAGGACGAAAUCUUGAUCCUAGGACGCCGGAGAGCAGACGUAGUCCUAGGGAUUCCUCCUCUCGGAGGUCAAGAUCCAGAGGACGAUCUCCUUCCCGACCUUCCGAGGUUGACAGGUCUGGGAAAAGGAGUCGGGAAGGAGGAGAGAGGAUGGGGGAAGGAAGGGGGCGUAGAGAGUUUGGCCCACCCUCCCCUGAAGAGGCUCAGGCCACCUUGGAGAAAAUGCUCCCUAGGUUUCCGAAUGGAAUACCGCCCGUGAGGCAAAGAAGCAUGGUGGACUUGAGGAUGAAUGAUGAUUUUCGGCGGAAUCGCCGAUCUGUGGCUGGCCCCCCUUGGGAUGAUCUUCCGCCUCAAUUCAGGAACCAGGGACAAAUACUGAGGAACCCUGUAGCUCGUCCCGACCUUCCCUUUAUAGAUGAACAGGUUCUUCUCCAACAUCAACUGAAUAUAGAUAUACAGAGAGAUCUUCUACUCCGGAGAGGGUUUCCUCCGUCCCAUCCUCUAGUAGCCGGAGAAAUACCAAUCCAUCCAGAGCUACUGGGGCAUCUACACUUUGAUGUUCCAUCCCGAACCACUCUGCCCCUAGGUCCGGACGAUUUUAGAAGAUUUUUGCCCGAGAUGCAAAGAUCAGGGAUGCAAUCUGCCUUUCCUCUCAGUACUAACGAUCUAAUCGCACUACAGAGGGAUGCGGAGAAGAUUAACAAGGUGAAGAGACAGAAGAGUUAUAAAGAACCGUCCUUCUCCAGUUUACAGCAUGAGGACUUUAAGAAGAGACAGAAGCAGUUUCGAUCCCAGUCAACAGAUGCUCGGGAGAAGAAGUUCCGUCCGUUCAGUAUGUUUCAGAACGGAGCAGGAUGGUUUAAUCCUGGAUACGUGUUCAGGGAGGGAGGAACUGAGUCCCGGAGUAAGAAUGACAAAAAUGAUAAGCAAUGGUAUAUGAAGGAAAAGAAUCUACAGAGCUUGCCUCCAGUAGGAACUAUGAAGGAUAGUGGGUUAGGAGAGGAGCUACAUCUCUCCAGGGAGGAUAAAAACAGAUCAUCCUUUGGAAUGAUCUUGAAGGAUAAGUUCCAGAAGAACCCAAACAUGUAUUUCCCAGACACGAGACCCUCAUCCAAGUCCCCUGCUGAGCACAGUACCAGAAGAGGGAAGGGAGAGGAACUAUCGGAUACAGAUACUCUUGUUCACAACAUGUCCGAGGGUAGUUUUGACAAGGAUUCAAGUCUCUCGGGUGGGAGAAGUAUAGGGAGCAGUAAAAGCAACCGAUCAUCUGGUAAAUCCUCUCUAUCCCACGACAGCAUUAACGGUACCCCGGAGAUGAAGCGUCGGACGGAAAGUAUUACAACUCCUAAAACCCUAAACAACACUGCGGUUCAUCUUCCCUCCAAUCCUUCAAUAAUUCUUAAUAAGAAAACUAUUCGAAAUUAUACUCCCAAGGAGAGCAGUAACUUGCUCAGACAGUUUGAGGACGGUAGACAGGUCUCAAUGGAGAGGAAGGGAAAGAUAAAACCAUCCCAAGAGGGUUCGAAUAUUCAAAGAAAGUCCUCAAUGGAUAAACUUAUUGAAGAUUUUCAUAGAAACCUUCCUCCGGUGAAGGAUACGGAAUCCAUCAGUCCAUUCUCCGACGUGGAUUCCAUGUUCUCCGGAUCCAACCUUGAUCACACUCAUUCCUAUACACAGCACUCGACACAGAAAUCGUUUAAAAGUGGGACUGUGAACAGUCACACGUCUAAUUGGUCGGUCGAAAGUUCAGUCGCAAGUUUCGACUAUCACAUGAUCAGCGACAAAAAGUCUAAAUCCACAAAAUCAAAAGAUAGUGCUACCAGGAGAAGAAUGUCUCAGUCAACCACAAACCUUCCCUCACUAAAUGAAGUUGAAUACAGAUCCAGGGAGGAGUUCUUACCCAAAACAAGAAGAAAAAUUACUUCGACGGAGGAGUUUAGUACGCCUCCGAGAGAGAGACAUCGUAGCUCUCCAGGGAGAGAUGUUGAUGCCUCCGUAUCGGAGGAGACUAAAUCUGAAAACAAAGUCUCUAAAGUCCUAUCAACUAGAGAGAUGAACUCCUCUCCUCCUAAAACAAAGAGUAAAUCAUCUCCAUCCCAGAAAAGAAAAUCUCCUCCGACUCUUGGAGAAAAAUAUCCUCCGGCAAUUGGAGGAAAAUCUCCUCCGGACCAGGGAAGAAAAUCGUCCCCACGAGAGGAGCGAAUUCCUCCGGAGGGAGCAGCUGCCGAUUCUCCAAAAACCUUCGUGCAACGAAUCGAAGUUAAGGGAGAUGAAAAGACAUCCGUCCCGACAGAAAACAAACCGAAACCCGGGAGAAAGUCUGGAAUGGAUUCUGUGAAAGAAGAGCUAAAAGAUCUCCUGGUCCCCGACAAGGACGGAGAUGAUGAUUUGAUCAUGUUAAAGAAACUCAUCUCGGAGGGAAGGAUAUCCGGUUGGAAUGAAAAACCACCAUCCUUCACUCCGCCGACUCCGCCCUCUAAAACCGCCUCCGGAGCUAAAAAGGCAAAAGCUCCUGUUCCGUCCAAAUCCUCUCCUAAAACUCCGGAUAUAGAAAAGACUCCUAGCGGAGACAGACCAAGGAAGAAUCGGGAUGCUCCGCCCCCUCCUCCGGUGGCAGCCAAACUAAAACCUCCGCCAGAAACGGCGGAGAUCAAAUUUUUAAGUGGACGGCGUAUACAAUCUGUUGAGAACCUUCAGGAUGAGGAUGAGAAGGAUUGGAGAGGAGACAGGACGGGGUGGGGAGAGAGAGAGGGAAGAAAGGAAGGAAGGUCGGACCAGGUUCAGCGCUCCACAAGUAUGCACGCAAAAAGAGAUGGUGCAAUAGAAGAAGACUCCGUGGCCAAACUAAUUGCUGACUCUACCGAGAGAAAAUUUAAACUCAACAGUUUAUUCAAAGGAAUUUGGAAGAAAAAACAAUAUUCCUUUGAUCUGGGAUAAGUGUAUAAUGAAUAAAUGAAUGAAUGAAUGAAUGCCCUAAAAUGUGAUAUAGUAUAUGUUGUUAACCCUUUAAUAUCUUCUAUUAACAUAUUGAAAAUA
This is a messenger RNA of Eurytemora carolleeae, 4446 nucleotides long. RefSeq lists its product as uncharacterized. The transcript is spliced from 5 exons. Lineage: Eukaryota; Metazoa; Arthropoda; Copepoda; Calanoida; Temoridae. The coding region runs from base 220 to 4347 and encodes 1375 amino acids. The record is from RefSeq and is a predicted model, not a curated record.